AUGGGGGAGCCCCCGGGAAAGAAGACAAAUCGCUCAGGCUACGAGGGUGACGAUAGAGUGUGGUGUCACGUUUGUGAGAGAGAAAACACUUUUGAGUGCGAGAACCCGAGGAGGUGCCAAUGGACAGAGCCAUACUGCGUUAUAGCGGCCGUGAAAAUAUUUCCACGUUUUUUCAUAAUUUCGAAGCAGUGCUCCGCUAGUUGUGCAGCGAUUGAGAUACCCAAGCCAGAGGAGAAGCCGUUUCUCCUGGAAGAGCCCCUGCCCUUCUUUUACCUCAAGUGUUGUAAAACUCGCUACUGCAAUUUACAGGGGCCGGCUAUCAACACAUCAUCGUUCAAAGAAUAUGCUGGGAGUGUGGGUGACAGCUGUGGUGGGCUGGGGCUGGCCGUCCUCCUGCUGCUGGUCUCCAUUGCGGCCGGCCUUAGCCUGCCUUGAGCCACGGGACUGUCAUGGACUGAGCCUUCUGAAGCAUGGACUCGCUCCAGACUAUUGUCACCUGUUGCAUUAAACUUGUUUUCUGUUGAUUA
This is a messenger RNA of Mandrillus leucophaeus (drill), 527 nucleotides long. It is a transcript of the gene LY6K, whose product is annotated as lymphocyte antigen 6 complex, locus K. Gene Ontology annotation, biological process: binding of sperm to zona pellucida. The transcript has 3 exons. The record is from RefSeq and is a predicted model, not a curated record. NCBI's taxonomy places the organism in Eukaryota, Metazoa, Chordata, Mammalia, Primates, Cercopithecidae. Gene Ontology annotation, cellular component: acrosomal vesicle. The coding region runs from base 1 to 435 and encodes 144 amino acids.